This is a messenger RNA of Aedes albopictus (Asian tiger mosquito), 1353 nucleotides long. RefSeq lists its product as uncharacterized. Lineage: Eukaryota; Metazoa; Arthropoda; Insecta; Diptera; Culicidae. Bases 137 to 922 code for a protein of 261 amino acids. The record is from RefSeq and is a predicted model, not a curated record. The transcript is spliced from 5 exons.
AGAGGCUCAUUCUCUGCCGCCGCACCGUCAUUCAAGCAAAAAUCCUGUAGUUAGUAUUUAGUUAGUGAUAAAGAUAGUGAUCUCAGACGAAUUUCGUUCCGUUCAUACUAGAGUACGCAUCGUGCAAUGAGCAAGGAUGAAUAAUCCCGUGGCAGUAGCUUUUGCGAUAUUCCUCCUUCUGGCUUCCGGCGGCUCCGUAGAAGCAUCGGCAGGUCAGUGCCGCCAGCUUGAUCCGUGCCGUUGCGAGUUCGAAAAUGGACAGGGCAUCGACAUCCGACAGAUGCUCCUCAAGGUGGACAACUACAUGAGCGCGAUGGAUCCCAUAACGCAGGAUAAGUACUUCUUUCACCCGUGCCAGGACAUCCCGCAGCUGCCGUCCGAUGAUAACAAAGUGUGCAGUUCCGGAGUCGGCUACUCGCUGUGCCGAUACAACAAUGCGGCUAAAACUUACGAGAAGCUGGGAACUACCCAUGAUGCCAGUUUCCAAACGGGGGACAAUGAACAGCAGUCACUAGUCUACAAAUUGAACUCGGUAGUUACUUCAAUUCAGCUUCUGUGCUUGAAACACGAUCAGUCUUACCUCUAUGUAAAACAGGAUGAAGCACAAAAACUAGGGACUGGCAAAAAUACCACUCUGUUCCUGUUCUCGCCGUAUGCUUGUCCGGUGACGAUCGAAGAGAUCAGCAAACCCAGCACUGGCGGAGUGCUGCUGAUACUGUUCCUGAUCGGAACCUUCACCUAUUUCACGAUCGGUUCAAUUGUACGGUUCAUGUACUUAGGGGCUCGUGGUAUCGAAGUCAUACCGAACCUAGACUUUUGGAAGGAUUUGCCGGGGCUUGUGCGGGAUGGAGUUCGUUUUCUGCAGAACGGAUGCCGAGUGGAACGGCGGGCACCCGAUCCCGAUUCGUACGAUGCGAUCUAGGAAACAUCAUGCACCAUCAGCAUCACCCGCAAUCAACGUAGUUUGACCUUAUUUUAAGCCUUCGCAGCUACUGAAACACAGCUGCAACCGUAUCAAAAAAGUCAGUAGAUUUAAGAAGCCGAAUGAAACGAUGAUAUUUACAACAGGUUGUAGGUACGUGAUGCGCCGUUUUUGAGAUGUCUUUUUUACAAAGCAUAUAGGCAAAUUCAACUUCCCUAAUUGAAACUGUGUAGUGUGCAGUGCAUAUGUACAUCUGUUUGUGACAAAGCCAAAACAUUUUUUCUCAGCCCCACUGUGUAGAUACCGUAAGCGGUUUUCAUACAUGUAUGUGUCGCAGUUUGGUUCUCUGUGCUUCGCAGCGUAUAAUGAUAUUGACUGGUAAAAAUAUGCAUUGCUAGAGAGAAAGAUAAUAAAGUGCGUUUUGUUAAAAA